Molecule: messenger RNA, 3834 nt
Organism: Myripristis murdjan (pinecone soldierfish)
Lineage: Eukaryota; Metazoa; Chordata; Actinopteri; Holocentriformes; Holocentridae
Gene: mctp2a
Product: multiple C2 domains, transmembrane 2a
Exons: 24
Coding region: 152-3271 (1039 amino acids)
Biological process (GO): regulation of neurotransmitter secretion
Cellular component (GO): synaptic vesicle membrane
Molecular function (GO): calcium ion binding
Source: RefSeq, a predicted model, not a curated record
UUUGCACGUAAGGCAGAGAAUUUUUAAUUUGAAAGUGAAAACUGCAUCAGUGAGCGCCUCUGUCACGCUGUUCAACAGAAGUAGGAGGAUUUCUUGUCUAACCAAGGCUACAGUAAUCCAGGAGGUGUAAGCAAAAUUAACAUUACUCAAAAUGGAUCCCAAGAAAAAGAACUUCUUGGAGAACCUGCGUAUCAAAACUAAGCUACCCAACCUAAAGAAGCCAGGGAAGAAGACCCCGCUCAAGCAAGGCAGGAGGCUGGCCCAUCGGCGCAGUAUUUCCGUGCCAGAUCUACGGUUUGUGCCAGGUGAAGGUUGUACUGUAGAUAGUGCCAUACUGUCCCCUGCCUCAGAUGCUAUCUUCUUUAAUACCUCACCUGGUCAGAGUGAUACAGAUUCCAUUGCAAGUGGCUCGAUCAGCAGUGGACCACUUUUUGCAGAUAAACUGACCGAUGUAAACCCAGAAACGAGGUACAAUGUUCCCACAGAUUAUCCAUUUGCCAAUAGAAUAAGUGCACCUGUGGAAGCAUUUGCCCUCUAUGAAGAAAUGGAAGAUGUUGGGAAAAUGUCAAGCUCAGUGAGCAAAGAGAACUUGACAGAAGAAGCUCUGUACGCACAAGUGAACAAAAGAGCCAAUGUUGCCAAAGGGAACAUACCAACAUUUUCAUUAACUCCUGUUCCCUUACCAAGAUCUGUUAUGACCAGCACACAAGCGUCUGCACCAAGACCAAACUUAUCAGGGGACAGAGAAGAUUUCUCAACAGAAAGACCUCUCACCAAUCAAACUGAUCCAGUAAACGUUAACAUAGAAAAGCAGACUCCUCCAGUGGAGCAUAGAAAGCUACCAGCUGAAAGAGGCACUCCACCAGCGAACAGAGAAAAUAUUCCUUCAGAUCGGUGGUCUCUGCCUCCAGACAUUGUGGAGACUCUAGUGGAGAGUGCAGAUGGCAUCUCUCUGGACUCUGCCUGUGGCACCCCCAGUGAGGAACGAGUCAACAUGCCCUGGACUACAGACUCUGAGGACCUGGAACGGGAGCCCUUCUCCCCCUUCACAUCUGUGGUCUUCUCCAUGGAAGAGCCUCAGCUGGAAGAGCAGGGAGAACCAGUGGAGAUAUCAGGUGAGCAGAAUGAUCUCUCUGACGAGGUUGUGCGGGAUCUGUCAGAAAACUCUGUUGUCACAACCGGUCUUGAGGUCCCAGCGCCUGUCCCUUUCCAGAGAUACCUCCUCAACAUCAACCUUAAGGAGGGAAGGAACCUGGUGAUCCGAGACAAGCGCUCAGGAACGAGUGAUCCAUAUGUUAAAUUCAAACUUGAAGGAAAGCAAUUCUAUAAGAGCAAAGUGGUGUAUAAAAACCUGAAUCCGCAGUGGAACGAGUCCUUCUCUCAUCCUCUACGAGACAGAGAGCAUGUUGUGGAAGCUCGGGUCUAUGAUAAGAAUCGCACCAGUGAUGACUUCAUGGGUUCCUGCGCUAUUGCCCUAAAAAACCUUGAAUUAUACAAAACCUAUGAAAUGGAGCUGCGUCUAGACGAUCCAAAAAGUAAGGAAGAUUACAUGGGAGUCAUCACCAUUGACGUCUGCUUAAUGUUUAGAGAUCCCACCGUCAAAAGAGGCCCAAGAUGGCCACAAAGGAAGAAUAAGAACCAGGUUCAGGCAGUGACACAGUCUCCACGCACAGACAUGCAGAAGAAUCAGCUGAAGAACCAGCUGUGGAGCGGGGUGUUUGGUAUCACCUUGGUGGAGGGACAGGAUUUGCCACAAUAUGGCCAGGGGGACAUCUACGUCCGCUUCCGGCUGGGUGAUCAGAAGUACAAGAGCAAGAACCUAUGCAUUCAGGCCAAUCCCCAGUGGAGAGAGCAGUUUGACUUCAAUCAGUUUGAAGAUAACCAGGAACCUCUGCAGGUGGAGGUAUUCUCCAAGAGAGGGAGGAAGUGUGAGGAGUCAUGGGGGAUGUUUGAGAUUGACCUAUCAAGACUUCCAGAAAAUCAGAGGCAGCUCUACACCCAUGUGCUGGACCCCGGGAAGGGCAGGCUGGUGUUUCUGGUCACCUUGACGCCCUGCUGGGGAGUCUCCAUCUCUGACAUCAGCGCAGCUCCUUUGGAGCAACCUGAUGAGAGAGACACAAUAAUGGAGAAAUUUUCCUUAAAGAACUCGCACAAAUGUGUGAAAGAGGUUGGCUACCUUCAGGUCAAGGUCAUAAAGGCAACAGAUCUUCCAGCAACAGAUCUCAAUGGAAAAAGCAACCCCUUCUGUGUUAUUGAACUUGGUAAGAGCAGGCUUCAAACUCAGACAAUCUACAAGACCCUCAACCCGGAGUGGAACAAAGUCUUCACAUUCCCAAUCAAGGACAUUCACGAUGUGAUUGAGCUGACUGUCCUGGAUGAGAACGGAGACAGAGCCCCAAACUUUUUGGGGAAAGUGGCCAUUCCAUUGCUGGCUGUUCAGAAUGGACAACAGGUGUGUCGGUUCUUGAAGAAAGAAGACUUGGGAUCAUUGACCAAAGGGAGUAUCACGCUGGUGCCGGAGAUCAUCUAUAACAAAGUCAGAGCUGGCAUCCAAACCUUCAAACCAAAGGAGACAAAAUACGUGGAGGAAAACCUAAAAUUCUCUAAAAAGGUCCUUGCCCAGAAUAUAUAUCGGGUUCGCAAAAUCAGCACGGCAGUUCUGUACACGUUACAGUACAUUAAAAGCUGUUUUCAAUGGGAGAGCACGCAACGGAGUCUAAUAGCCUUUCUGAUCUUCCUGGUGACGGUAUGGCACUGGGAGCUCUUCAUGCUGCCCCUCUUCCUGCUUCUCCUCAUAGGCUGGAACUACUUCCAGCUCACCACAGGGAGGGUCACCUCCAACCAGGACCUGGUGAACAUGAGCAUGGCUGAUGAUGAAGAAGAAGAUGAGAAGGAAUCCGGAAAAAAAGGGUUGAUGGAGAAGAUACAUAUGGUGCAGGAAAUAGUGCUCACUGUUCAGACCAUUUUGGAUGAAAUUGCAAGCAUGGGAGAACGAAUCAAGAACAUAUUCAACUGGUCUGUCCCGUUCUUGUCCUGUCUGGCCUGUUUGGUGCUGUUUGUGGCCACAGCAGUAUUAUAUCAUAUCCCACUCCGCUACGUUGUGCUGAUAUGGGGCGUUAACAAAUUUACCAAGAAGCUGCGCAACCCGCAUACUAUUGACAAUAAUGAAAUACUGGAUUUCCUCAAGAGGGUGCCGUCUGAUGUUCAAAAGGUGCAGUACAGCGAGCUGAGAGCGCCCACCACCCAGAGCCAGCCACGGAGGAAAAGGUAAGCUCCGCGGACAUGCUGGAUGAAAGGCUCGUCUCCUUUUGAAAAUGGUACGGCCCAGUCCGCCUGACAACAAUGCUCCAGUGCCAGCAGAGCCCGUGACCUCGAGCACCCCACCAUACCACCCUACCCCCUGCCCCCUGCUGCUGAGGGGCAGCCAGCCGCUCUCUGGCUUGUGUGUUUGCCACCCCCCUGACAGGGGCUGUGCACUGCAGCGGCUGGGAGGGCAGCACAUGGCGCUGUCAAUCACAGACCCGGAGGUAAAGAAAAGAGGCCGCUGCAAGGCUCAGCCUUCAUCCAUGGAUACAAUUUAAAAGAGGAAUGAAAGACACAGUGUUUGGCUUACCUUAAACCUCUCCUGUCUUGCUUUUUAUUGACUUUGGUGAAACUGAGAAAUUUCUCUUAAUAUAAAGUUAACACAUAAGCCUAAGAAUUUAAGGGAAAACUAUGAUUUUUUUUUUUUUUUGAGUGUGUAUUAAUAUAAUUAAAGGUCAAGAAGUCAAUGCAUUUUCUCAUAAUCAUGCGGAAUUCUGCAAUAUAUAUUUUCUCCAAUUGAAAAUAAUUUUA